Ceratina calcarata is the source of this 4301-nucleotide messenger RNA. It is a transcript of the gene Pgant5, whose product is annotated as polypeptide N-acetylgalactosaminyltransferase 5. The record is from RefSeq and is a predicted model, not a curated record. Bases 1062 to 2912 code for a protein of 616 amino acids. Gene Ontology annotation, cellular component: Golgi apparatus. The transcript has 8 exons. Lineage: Eukaryota; Metazoa; Arthropoda; Insecta; Hymenoptera; Apidae. Gene Ontology annotation, biological process: protein O-linked glycosylation. Gene Ontology annotation, molecular function: polypeptide N-acetylgalactosaminyltransferase activity.
AUCAAUGAGAGCGAGUGGAGCGUGAAUGGAGUCGAAGACCGCCGUGUCGCGUUGGGUCCGAUAAGUCUCGACUUCUGGUUUCUCGAACGCAUAUCGGGGGCCCAGUAUCGAUAGUAGACCCAGUCGCACCGGCGUCGAAGCAUAGAAAGUGGUGCUACGGAUGUCGAACAGGUGUCCCCCACCGUCGUUGCCCUAACCUCGGUGAUAACUCCACAGCGUCGGACGUUGCCAGACGUUACACAUAUGCAAUACGCGCGCGGGAUGUGCACCUGGAGGCGUUCUCGUUACUAGGUCAUAAGAGGUGCGUAUCAUCAAUGAGAUCCGUGCUGAUCAACCGUUGCUCGCGGAAAACGGUCGCGCGUUGUGUCACGGCUGAAGGAAGAGGAGGAGGAGGAGGGGUCCGGGCGCGUGUGUCUCGUCGUCGUGUCGUGUGUGACAGCGUUGACCGUCGCGAGCGAAGUGCACAUUCGUCGUGGUCGUCGUUGAAAGAAGUUCGACCGAUCGUCCGCUGCUCGCACCUGGCGUCUCUCUGAUCUAUCGCAUACCGUGUGCGCAUUCCGCGUCCCGCUUUCCUUUCGUCCUGCUGCACACGAAGAACAAUCGUGGCCCGCGAACGUUCCGUGACGUGUAUCAAAGGAUCGCGAAACGUGUCCCGGACGUAUCCAUAUUCCGUCACGACGGGAAUUCCGCCAUCUAUUUACCGUGCGUUUAAUAACAGACUUUUGUGCGGUGCAUCGGUGGAGUAGAGGAGGGUAGAAAACCGACGACCGAACGAUACCAUUAACCAUCAGACUUGUUUUGUGGUCCCAUAAAGGAGCGACGUCGAGUGAACCGGAAGCUGGACGUCGAUCGAAAGGGCACGCUAUCGGGCAACGUAAAACAGAUCUUGAGAGGCAGUCAUGUAAGUAAUUAACCGACCCGAGCACAGUGUUCCCGUUGAAGAGUCGGUAGCGAACGGUCGUUGAACGGUCCGGUCGGACAGGAAGCAGCUCUUGGGCGCCUCCAACCGCGAAGAAUCGGGUGAUGAGCUCAGGGCGGCAGACGACCGGCCCCGUCACACCAUGUUCCGUUCCAAGAUUCGUAUUCACACGUGCCAAGUGAUACUGCUCACGUCGCUGGUAUGGUUCCUGGUGGACGUGAUGGUGCUGAUGCUCUAUUCGGACUGCAUCGGAGGGUCCGGGUGGGGUUGCACCGAGAAGCAACAGCAGCAGCAGCAACAGGCUUUAACGGAGGAGGGCCUGCCGCAUUCGCAGAAGGAGGCGUUGAAGGACGACGGACAGAUCCAGUCGCCGAACCUUCAUCAGCAGCAGCAGCAUCAGCAGCAGACUAAAAAACGGUAUGGACAGUCGGAGCUGAAUCUGUGGAGGCCGGCCAAAGUGGUGCGAGAGAACAAGGGUAUGCCCGGCGAGAUGGGCGCGGCGGUGCACAUCUCGCCGGAAGACGAGGCCAAGCAGCAGGAGCUGUUCAAGCUGAACCAGUUCAAUCUGAUGGCCAGCGACAUGAUCUCGUUGAACCGUUCCCUGAAAGACAUUCGCCUAGAGGGAUGCAAGAGCAAGAAGUACGGCAAGUACCUGCCGGAUACGAGCAUCGUGAUCGUGUUCCACAACGAGGCGUGGAGCACGCUGUUGAGGACCGUUUGGUCAGUGAUCAAUCGCUCACCCCGGACGCUGCUCAAAGAAAUUAUAUUGGUGGACGAUAAGAGCGAGCAAGAUCACUUGAAACAAGAUCUGGAAAAUUAUGUAAAAACGCUACCAGUCCCUACAUACGUCUACCGUACGGAGAAGAGAUCCGGGUUGAUCAGAGCCAGAUUACUCGGCGCGAAACACGUGAAGGGACAAGUUAUUACGUUUCUCGACGCUCACUGCGAAUGUACCGAAGGCUGGCUAGAGCCACUGUUGGCCAGAAUCGUCGAGGACAGGACCACCGUCGUCUGCCCUAUUAUCGAUGUGAUCAGCGACGAUACCUUCGAAUAUAUUCCAGCCAGUGACAUGACGUGGGGAGGUUUCAAUUGGAAACUGAACUUCAGAUGGUACAGAGUAGCUCAGAGAGAAAUGGAUAGGAGAUUGGGAGACCGAACGGCACCCCUGAGGACGCCGACGAUGGCUGGCGGUUUAUUUUCUAUCGAUAAAGAAUAUUUUUACGAAUUGGGAGCAUACGACGAGGGCAUGGAUAUUUGGGGCGGUGAAAACCUCGAAAUGAGCUUCCGGAUAUGGAUGUGUGGUGGGACGUUGGAGAUCGCAACGUGCUCGCACGUUGGUCAUGUAUUCCGUAAGUCAACACCGUAUACAUUCCCCGGUGGUACCAGCAAGAUCGUGAACCACAACAAUGCGCGACUCGCUGAGGUCUGGUUGGACCAAUGGAAGUACUUCUAUUACAACAUUAAUCCAGGAGCUCGGAGCGUAACCGUCGGGGACGUUUCCGAAAGAAUCAAAUUGAGGGAACGUCUCAAAUGUAAAAGCUUUAGAUGGUACCUGGAGAACAUCUAUCCGGAAUCUCCGAUGCCGUUAGAUUAUUAUUAUUUGGGCGACGUGCAGAACGUUGAGACGCAGACUUGUUUGGAUACUAUGGGCAGAAGGACGAACGAGAACGUUGGAAUUAGUUACUGCCACGGAUUGGGUGGAAAUCAGGUGUUUGCUUACACUAAACGACAGCAAAUAAUGUCCGAUGAUAUGUGCCUUGAUGCAGCUAGUCCCCAAGGUCCUGUCAAAAUAGUAAGAUGUCACGGUAUGGGUGGAAAUCAAGCGUGGGUUUACAACGAAGAGACGAAGAUGAUCAAGCAUACGAACACAGGGCACUGCUUGUCGAAGCCUCGUUCGAACGACGCUAUGCAACCGGUGCUGGCGAAGUGCGACCCCCACAACAUCGGCCAGAAAUGGAUUAUGCGUAGCAAAUUCAAAUGGCAGGCCAGCUAAUACGAGGAGCAACAUCCACAUGUAAUACUUGUUGAUCUGUUUAACGGUACAAUGAACGGCUCAUAGUCGAGAGACUUCCGUCGCACGUAUAAAGACAAGUCGAUACCGUACGUGUAAGAGCUGUCACAUCUCAUCGAAAUAGUGAACGCUGGCUCGAUACACAGUGACUGUGAAGGAGAUAAAAAAUUGAAACUGAAAGAUUAAAAAGAAUUCAGCUUUUUAGUUUCAUAGGAUUUAUUUGCUGUUACUAGCAGUACGUAUAUAUCUAUUUACUGCCAUUUUUCAUGGUAUGCCUUCACCGAUGAUGCACAAGUGCGUUGAGAGGAACGAGGAGCCGGUUUGCGCGCGUGGAUAUACACAAGUGAUAUACAUAUACGAAAGGACGUGCAUGUGAAUGUCUUUUAUUUCUAAUAGACAGUAGAGAGGAAAGCAUAUCAAGACCACACACACUGUUAUAAAUAAAUAAUUGUUGAUACGAAAGAAGAGAGACAUAUUUGAUAAAUAUGGGAUGAGUGCAAUGCCGGAUGACUGAUGGAUAUAUCAGUGCGCUUAAAACAUACAGAUACAUUUGACCGACAUGGAUGAUGAUCGCUACCUAAAGUGAGAGAGUGAAUGCCUGUUCGGUAUGCAAGUGACAUUUAUUGUAACAGUACCGAUUACGAUCUAGGACUUGUAACGUAGAAUUUUUCUAGCGAUUAGGGAAGAGCACUGAAUCUUUUUAUACUGAUAUUUCUAACAGUUCCUUGUUGCAUCUUGUUCGUAUAUUAAUUUAGUCGUUACUCCCUUUGAUUUGUUCGUUCGAAGAGGGCGGACGAUGUACUUAUACCUGAAUUCGCCAUAGCAAUAUGAGAUUAACGAGGUAUCGUUUAAAACUAUGAAAAACACUAUCGACUGUUAUUCUACUGUACUGUUAUACUUUUUUAAUACUUUCUUAAAUUCAAGACAGAACGUCUUCCGUAUUUUCUUAAAAAGAAAGGAAAGGAAAAGUCUAGAUAUUUUUAUGAUACUCCCAAAUACCUUAUAUAGUUACAAUUAUUCCGUAGACUUUCAUUUCAUCUUCUACGUCAACUAGAAAUGUGAAAUAUGUCAAGUGCAAUAUGCUUGUCUCGCGUGAGACGAGAUGGAAAUAUGUGACAUCUUGUAACUAAUGUAAAAAUGUUGUUAUUAGAUUCUGGCGCCCUUCCCUUGCAUUACUAUGAAUUAAACAUUUUUCCUACCCCGCGACGAACACGAUCGACAAAACUAAAAAGUAUCGUUUCCGAAGAAAAUGUUCACCUUGAUCGACGUAAGAGUUAUGAAAGAAACGAACUAAUUCUGUAAUCUUAAAACAAGGAGAGACGUCGUGAAUCGUACAUUUAUAAUAUUUAAAAUAUAUACUAAAAAUUUCAA